Messenger RNA from Bursaphelenchus okinawaensis, 370 nucleotides. Lineage: Eukaryota; Metazoa; Nematoda; Chromadorea; Rhabditida; Aphelenchoididae. The record is from the annotation of a GenBank genome assembly.
AUGAGAUUUUUCAUCAUCCUUCUCUUGGCUCUUUUGGCAGUCACUGCUCUUGGUAAGUCAAAAAUCAAUGUCAAAUGUAAAAUAGCUGUUAAAUGACAUUUCAAAUAUAAAAAAAAGUUUAUAAAUCAACAAAAACAACGGAGUAAAAGUCUUAUAACCUUCGACUUCAGGUGCUGCCCAUAACGGUAAGAAGCCAGUCCACAAGAAGCCAGCACACCAUCCUCCAGCGCACAAAGCUCCAGCCCACAAAGCUACAGCUCAUAAAGCCCCAGCCAAAGUCGGUACCAAAGCUCCAUCUGGAACUGGUGCCACUUCAGCUGCCAAGACUACUGGUGUUGCUGCCGCCGCUACUACCGUCAAGGCUUCUUAA